Molecule: messenger RNA, 237 nt
Organism: Protopolystoma xenopodis
Lineage: Eukaryota; Metazoa; Platyhelminthes; Monogenea; Polystomatidea; Polystomatidae
Source: the annotation of a GenBank genome assembly
AUGCUGCUGCUUCUGCAUCCAUUCAUCCAACCAGUCGGGCCAGGCCCGGCAGACGGAGGGUCUCCUCUACGCCUGGGAGCUCGUUUACCAGCUCCGGACUCUCCAUACAGACAAGUCCGCGCCUAUGAGAAGCAUCGGCCGGAAAAAUUGUCCUCGGGCUCCAGGACGAAAGAGGCCACGUCGGCGGCUCCAAGGAUAAAAGAGACCCACCGAGUCGACAACCAGACAGACGGGUAG